GAGCAUGGUAGUGGCUUAGUUUUUGCAUCAUUUGAAAUGAACGCAAUUUGUUAGUUUUUUUGAACUUAGAACAAACAGUUAAUAUAGUAGGAAUUUACAAUAGAUUAUAAUUUUAAACGAAGUGUCUUAGAACUUACACAUUAAUCACGCGUUAUUCCAGUAGUGGACUGUAACGGUAACCACAAUAAAACUUUCGAGUUAGAUGUCAGCGAAACAGAUGUGUACUUUUAUGAUUUCAAAAACAAUUUCAACGCCAGUUUUAAGAUAGACAAAGUAUCUGAUGGCUUAACAAAUUUCUACAAUUUGGACGUCACUAGGAAACUUAUAUUCUUCGUACCUGGAUACAAAUCUCACAUAUAUAAGAAUACAGAGGAAACCAUACGGCAGACGUUUAAAGAUGUUCCCAAUACAUAUCUUAUAAUAAUAGACCAUUCAGCGUAUACAUCUGUUCAAGGCAGCGGGCGAAAAGACACCUACGAGAGGUCAGUGAUGUAUGCUUAUUCAUUAGGAAAAGCAUUGGGAAAAUUGCUAGCGGAUAUCCACGGUAAAGGAUAUCCAUCAAGCAAGAUCCAUUGUAUUGGUCACAGCUUGGGAGCACAGAUGCUCGGCUACGCUGGAACGACAUACAUAAAUAAAACAUCAGAAAAAAUUUGGAGGAUCACAGGUAUCGACCCAGCGGGACCCUGCUUUUCUAACAGUUUCAUCGAAGAUCAAAUCAGAUCUGGUGUAGCUGAGUAUGUUGAAGUAUACCAUUGCAAUGCUGGAGGUUUAGGAACUACCGCUGUUUUGGCUGAUAUAGAUAUCUUUCUUAAUAAAGGCAGAAAACAGCCCGAUUGCCACGAAGGUUACAUACCGGCUUACGGAGAGUCACAGGCUGCUAAAUGCAGUCAUAAAGCAUGCGUGAAAUACUGGGCAGAGACAGUGCACCACCCUGGCUGGUAUUUAGCGUGGGCUUGCAACUCGUAUAAAGACUUUUCUAAAGGCAAAUGCGCUGCGAAUGAAGUCACAAUUGCUGGUUACUCCAAUCCAGGGAAUGCGACCGGAGUGUUUUAUGUAUCCACCGACGCUUAUGAGACUAAUUAAUAUAGUUUUUAUUCAUAUUUUUUUUAUUCGACCAGUACGAAAAUAACCAGCAUAACUAUCUCAACAUUAUUAAGAUAACUACUUAAUAAUAGCAGGAGCUGUAAAUAAGAUGCGAGAUUUUUAGCUAACUUCAAAAAAGAUUAGUUGUUAAAUUUGACUGAAGCUAUCGUAUGUAUGUAAAACGAAAUCUUUGCCAGUUGUAUACUCAUUUUAUCAACUUUUUUAUAAACGAACGUUUAAAAAUAUAAAAUAAAAACCUUAAACUAAACUAAAAUUAACAUCGUAAUUUGCACACAAUUUAAUUGCUUGAGCUUUAAUUCCACGAUAUACUUUGCCUUAGCAUCUACUUGAGAAGCUAUUAUAUUAUGUGGUUAUUAUUUUAUUACUUUCAGUUAUUUAUGGUCGGUUUGGCUUUUCUUUAAAGUCUUAUUUUUAACUAUACUGCGAUCGCUUAUCAAGUCUGUUAGGUCUACUAAAUUCUUCUAAUAAAAGAGAUAUAUUUUACCACGUUUUUAUUAACUUGAUUUACGGUUCGAGCUCAGUAAUUAAUUUUAAAAUAAUUUCACAAUUAGCAAAAUACUUGAUUUUGAACAUAGACAUCAGAAUAGGAUGACAAUGUAAGAAUUCAUAUAGUUAAAAUACAUUUUUUUUUACUUUUUAGUCCUUUUUAAAAACAAAAUAUUAUAUUAGUAUAUGAAAAAAUUAUACAUAAACUUGUUUUGGAUGAUUUUCUAUAAUAAUCACAUUUGAUCGGCAUAUUACCGAUCGCAGUAGCAGACGGUUCGCAGCGUUAAUAUUGAUCUUGUCUAUCUGGGUAUCUUGUAUCUGGUAUGUACUGGAUGGCAGGUCUUAAUUACAAUAAAAAAAUCCAUGUGCAGCAGUGAAUAGAGCAGUGAUACGACAAUAAUAUUUAAGAAGAAUAUAUACUGGAUUACUAUCACUAUAUCUAUCUAUACUCGUAUCACCAUCUAUUAGAUCCUUUGUAUGAGAGUUAUGACUAGACAUCGGAUUUAAUGCAUUUAAUAUAACUCUAUAAUAUAACUCUCUAAUUAUGGCGUUAAUGCUUAUUUUAGCCUUUUUUUUCCCAAUCGUGCAUAUUUUGUUUAGUAGGAGGUACGUAUUGGGUACCUAGGUGUCGAAGACGUGUAGGGUUCCAGCGCAGUGGCUGACUAAAUUGACUGGCCAAAUUUUAAAUUUUGUUCAAUGACGUCAGUUGAUGUAGAGAAGUCGUUUUCGGCGUACAAAUUGAUUUGGAAUAAUACUUAAUCGUAUACUGUCCUAAAACCUAUGCAUAAUUUUAAGAACAUUUCGCUGUUUUUGUACCGUCUUUAAUU
Molecule: messenger RNA, 2417 nt
Organism: Parnassius mnemosyne (clouded apollo)
Lineage: Eukaryota; Metazoa; Arthropoda; Insecta; Lepidoptera; Papilionidae
Source: the annotation of a GenBank genome assembly